Penicillium samsonianum is the source of this 339-nucleotide messenger RNA. RefSeq lists its product as uncharacterized. The transcript has a single exon. The record is from RefSeq and is a predicted model, not a curated record. Lineage: Eukaryota; Fungi; Ascomycota; Eurotiomycetes; Eurotiales; Aspergillaceae. The coding region runs from base 1 to 339 and encodes 112 amino acids.
AUGGAUUGCAAGCUACGCCAGAUCGGUUUCCACCCACUUGAAGAUGACCCCUGUGUCUAUGUUAAAGGCAAGGGCUCCCAGAUGACCAUCAUGAUGAUCCACGUUGACGAUUUCAUCAUUGCUGCUCCCACCAACCCUGAGAUUGAGAAAGUGGUUGAACAACUACGCCAAUUUUACGACAUGAAAGAUCUUGGUGAGCCGAAACAGUAUCUCAACUGUGCUCUCCAUCGUGACUAUGUCAACAAGACGAUCACUAUGACUCAGUCAGCAUACGUGCAGAAAGUGCUACGUGUGGCAGAUGUGGCAGGCUUCAAGGAUACUCCCUUACCUCCUCGGUGA